GGGGUCCUGACCGCGUGGCCCCUGGGUACGCGCCAGUAACCGCCGAACAAGGAUGUCACAGGCAGAAGACACCGCAGAAUACCCGUGGGAUGAGCCAGAGCCUGCGCAAGAGACGUUCAACGCUUUCGGGUCAGACGAUGACUCUGACGACGAGAUGCCACGCACGCCCGCCUCCCGCAGACCCAGAGUCGGCGGUAGUCAGGGGAGCUGUGCUCGUGGGGGCAAACGAAAGGCUGGCAGCGAGGCACCUCCGGGGGCUGGGUCGACAGCGGCGGCUGUCGGCGAAGGAAGUGCUGGGAACGGCGGCGGCAGCAGUAGCAGCCGUGACGAUAGCUUGCGAGUUUCGGCCAGGGAGGCUGAGGACGGGGGGACGGAGGGCGAGAGAGAGGCGGGAAGAGAAGGAGACGAUCGGGAGAAGAGAGAGAGAGAGAGAGACAACGAUGACAGCACCAGCACCACGACCGCCGGGACAUCGGCUCUCCCCGCUGGCGACACGGACCUUGAGGACGAUAACAGAGCAGCGGUGAGAAAAGACACGGACACAGACGGUAGUGGCACCGAAGAGGAACGACCAACGCCAGCACCAGCAAGGAAGGAGAAGUUGGGAGGGAGCCGGACCAGCGGGGUGGCAGAGAAGGGAGGGGGAAGCAGCAGCAGCAGCAGCAAGCAUGCACAGGCAGAAACGGCCGCGGAUAGCCCCGGAGACGAAGCGCCACCGAUGACUCCGUGCCCGCUGCGGGCACUGUGCCGCGAAGAGUUCCCGACGAUCGACGUGGAGGCUCACGUCCAGAGGUGCCUAGAUGAAGACGAUGACGUUCAGGUAGUCGAUCCCCCCGGCACCGGCGCGGCAGCACAAGGGACGGGGAGCGGCGCGAGAGGGGCUGGUCCGCCGCACGGGGCCGCUGGCAGCGGCGGCGGCUCCAGCGAAGGGCAGGGCGCCGCUGGAAGUGGCAGCGAUGCCGGCGAAGAUAAGUGCCUCGUGUGUGGCAAGCCGUUUCCGGUGGGGUUGCUGCAGAGCCACGUGAACCUCUGUUUGGACAACCAGAUCAAGGUGGAAGAGGAGAGGGAGAAGAAGGAGAUUCGGGCUAAGAGGCAAAGAAAGUCCGUCCUCGUUUCUCGCCGGUACGUUCCCACGGGGACGCGUGCUCGACGACCCCUCGUCAAGAGCGAGGACACCAAGGCCGACAUCAAACUCGAACCUUCGGACGCCGCCGCCGCCCCCGCCCCCGCCCCCGCCGGAGGCGAUGCUGCCGUCGACAACGGCGCUCCGCCCGAGUGUAGUCCCUGUAAACCUUCAGACGGCGUCGAGCGGAAAAGAAGCAGGAGCGGCUCGGGGGCAGGAAGGGGCGGGGGCGCGGCGGGGAAGAGGAAAAAGGGGUCGNCUCGCCGGUACGUUCCCACGGGGACGCGUGCUCGACGACCCCUCGUCAAGAGCGAGGACACCAAGGCCGACAUCAAACUCGAACCUUCGGACGCCGCCGCCGCCCCCGCCCCCGCCCCCGCCGGAGGCGAUGCUGCCGUCGACAACGGCGCUCCGCCCGAGUGUAGUCCCUGUAAACCUUCAGACGGCGUCGAGCGGAAAAGAAGCAGGAGCGGCUCGGGGGCAGGAAGGGGCGGGGGCGCGGCGGGUAAGAGGAAAAAGGGGUCGGGGAGCGAUCGACCGAGGGCGCAGCAGCAGAAAGAGAAGGUUCAGGGCAAGCCCGAGGGGAAGGGGAAGGGUCGGCUUUUGCCUCCCGGCGCCAGCGGGCGGGGAUUCAAGUGCCCCAAGAGGUCGAGAGGGUGCGGCGCGAUCAACACGGAGUCAAGUCAGAGGUGCUGCAAGUGCAACGUUCGCCUGUGGACGUUGGUCAAGCCCAACGGCGGCACGGGGCCCCCGGUGAGGUUUCGGGUAGACGACCUCGUCCGGUGGUGGGAGCUCCCCUACAUGGCGGUCCCAGGGAAGGACGAGAGGAAGAAGCAGGUCGGGUACGUGUACUCCCUCGAGGACCACAAUGAUGACGGGCGCGACAUGGAAGCCUUCUGCACGUACAGGUACCAGCCCGGCUACCUCAGCGCUGCCAUCAACCUCAAGGAUCUGGAGCUAGUGCCAACUCCGCCACGGGGAGAAAGGGCCGGGAGCAGAAGCGCGAGCAGCGGCGCUGGCGGUGAGUCCGGCGGGGGCGGUGGGGGCGGCGGUAGCAGCGAUAGCGUCGGCAGCGGCAGCGUCGGCAGCGGCGGAGGGGGCAGUGGCGGUGGCGGUAACAGCAGCACCGGCAGCGGUAGCGGGGGCGGCAGCAGCGUUUCGUCGCUGUCCGCCGGCGGCUCCCGUCCGUCCGUAACGGUUCAGUCCUGGGGACGCGGCAAGUGCGAGCACGUCGAGGCCGGGAACGAGGUCAACUACAAGAACGGCAAGUGUCACUACUGCCACGAGGCCGGGAAGGGCGGCAGUGGUAGUGACCCCAUGGAGGAGGAGAAGCGCGUGGAGGACAAGAGCGUCAAGUGCGAGACCCCCGGAUGCGAUAGCGGCCAGUACGCGCUCGGCGUGUGCUGCGCCUGCUUCGACCGGCACCGGGAGCGGAUAGCAGCGAUUCGGACAGCAGCGAAGAAGAAGCGGCAGUUGCAGGAGAAAAAUCCCCCUCCUUGCCGAGCGUGCGAGGGGCUUCUGUCGGAAACGCAGCACGCUGAGUGCGUGCGGACCGCUAACGGGACCUAUUCUGGAGACGAGAACGCCUCGGUGGAUUCUCUGGACAACUCAGACACUGGCAGGUGCUCGGAGUGCGGAAUUAUCGGCGGCAAAGGACGUGACAACCAGCUGCUACUGUGUGACGGCAAUGGCUGCCCCAUCGCCACGCACAUGAAGUGCCUCGACCCCCCGCUAAACGAGGUCCCUCGAUGGCUGUGGUACUGCAAUGCCUGCGUGCUAGACAAGAACGCGGAGCUAUCUGUAAGAGGGUGCAACGCAUGCGGCAGCACGGAUGACGACGAGAAGAUCCUACUCUGCGACGGACCCGGAUGCAACAGCACUCCAUAUCACUACGACUGCCUCCCGGUGCCUUUGAAGGGCCUCCCGUUGGGGACGGAUCCUUGGUUCUGCCCCCGCUGCGCCCACGGCAAGAAGCCGUCUUCGGUUUCCUCUUCUCCUGUCCCUGCAAGCGGUGACAAUGACGGUGACAAUGACGGUGACAAUGACGGUGACAAUGACGGUGACAAUGACGGUGGCGGAGGUGGUGAGUAGUCAGGGUCCGUCAGUAGUGCUACACAGUUGGGGUCCCCGAAUAAGAGGCGGUAGUGGUGCAGCUGAUCAUGACAUCAUGACCGCCCUAUCUGGGCAGCCGCCUCGUGCAAUGUGUGUAACAGCUUGAUUUCGCCGUCUGUGCUUGCCAUGUUCCACCCGCCUUGCAUACGGCGACCACAUUAUUCAGACCACCUUGUUCGAGAACCCACUGUACUUUGAUCCCCUGGCCUUACCGCAGUGCCGCAGGAGCCGGAGAGAUGGUGCCUCCCUUGCACCAACUUUCAAGGCCUAAUUUCUCCGCAACCAAGGCUUCGCUCGGAAAGAGCCCAACAGAAACCCCUCGACGAGAUGAUGUUUCCAAAACCAUGUACGAAGUAACAUCUUUGCUCUUGGCACAAGCUUGCUUGUGGAGCAAUCGAGCUUUGAAAACCGGUCUAGGGGGGUUGCCAUCUCUCCGCCUCUCACGGAAUACCACGGUACGGUAUACGGUACGGUAUAGACAAUCUUGGUUGUGGAGCAAUCGAGCUUUGAAAACCGGUCUAGGGGGGUUGCCAUCUCUCCGCCUCUCACGGAAUACCACGGUACGGUAUACGGUACGGUAUAGACAAUCUUGGUUGUGGAGCAAUCGAGCUUUGAAAACCGGUCUAGGGGGGUUGCCAUCUCUCCGCCUCUCACGGAAUACCACGGUACGGUAUACGGUACGGUAUAGACAAUCUUGGUUGUGGAGCAAUCGAGCUUUGAAAACCGGUCUAGGGGGGUUGCCAUCUCUCCGCCUCGUACGGAAUACCACGGUACGGUAUACGGUACGGUUCAGACAAUCUUGGUUGUGGAGCAAUCAAGCUUUGAAAACCGGUCUCGGAGGGUUGCCAUCUCUCCGCGUCUCACGGUACUCUUACGGUUUGUUAGGGAGCUUGAGUUUUUUGCUGACCGCCCGCCCGCAGUCUCUGGCCGUGAAGGAACGAGCUCCUAUUAAUACUGCAUUUUCAUGCCCCUGCCUACUUGCCGUUGUCAUUUUCGUUGUUGGUGUUGGUGUUGGUGUUGUUUUGCCUGUUCAUGUUGUGUAUUAUGUCUCCUUAUUCGAGAUGGCCCGGAUAUGACUAGACUACGACAACAGCAAAUAUCUCCAGUGAGCGUAGUUUGCAAGUUGCCGUCUUCAAAUCGAGUGUCGGAAAUAUGCGUCGACUUGAGCGUUUUUGCCCUUGCUCAAAGCUGCGAAGGGUGUUGGUA
Ectocarpus sp. CCAP 1310/34 is the source of this 4441-nucleotide messenger RNA. The record is from the annotation of a GenBank genome assembly. Lineage: Eukaryota; Phaeophyceae; Ectocarpales; Ectocarpaceae.